AUGGGAGCUUCAUCAUCCAAGAUAUUGGAUACCCUAAUGGAGGGGACCAAUUUCGAUAAAGAGGAAAUCAACCGGAUGAGGAAACGGUUUAUGAAAUUAGAUAAAGAUGGAAGUGGGACCAUUGAUAAGAAUGAGUUCCUUGCGAUACCUGGGAUUCUGUCCAACCCCUUAGCUACACGUCUUAUGGAUGUAUUUGAUGAUGAUGGGAACGGAACCAUUGAUUUCCAGGAGUUUAUUACCGGGUUAAGUGCAUUCAGUGGGAAGUCAUCCAAAUCGGAUAAGCUUACGUUUGCGUUCAAGUUAUAUGAUGUUGACAGAGACGGAUAUAUCAGCAAUGGAGAGCUUUUCAUAGUGAUGAAGAUGAUGGUGGGGAAGAACUUGAAGGAUGAAGAAUUACAGCAAAUUGUUGAUAAGACUAUAAUGGAAGCCGAUUUGGACGGCGAUGGGAAGAUAAGUUUUGAAGAGUUUGAAAAGGUCAUUGAUUCGAAAUCUGUCGUUAGUUCGUUGACACUUAACUUGUUCUAG
Lizanozyma spartinae is the source of this 525-nucleotide messenger RNA. It is a transcript of the gene CNB1, whose product is annotated as calcineurin regulatory subunit B. The transcript has a single exon. Gene Ontology annotation, molecular function: calcium ion binding; calcium-dependent protein serine/threonine phosphatase regulator activity. The record is from RefSeq and is a predicted model, not a curated record. The coding region runs from base 1 to 525 and encodes 174 amino acids. NCBI's taxonomy places the organism in Eukaryota, Fungi, Ascomycota, Pichiomycetes, Serinales, Debaryomycetaceae.